Tuber aestivum (summer truffle) is the source of this 1068-nucleotide messenger RNA. The record is from the annotation of a GenBank genome assembly. NCBI's taxonomy places the organism in Eukaryota, Fungi, Ascomycota, Pezizomycetes, Pezizales, Tuberaceae.
ACUAUAUCAAAUCCUAUUCCAGCAACACAAUACUCCCAAACCAAUCUCCAACUUGUACGAGUACUCGAGCAUUUUGCCCACCCCUUCACCCAACCACCAGUCUAACCGAGCUCUUCCACCAAUCCAUCCAUCCAUCCAUCCACCACCCCAAGAACGCCAGCAAUGUCCAACACCCCCACGAAAACCAUCCUCGUAACAACCGGCGCCACCUCCCCCUUCCCGUCGCUCCUCUCCGCAUCCCUCUCGGCCACGUUCCUGGCCACCCUCCAAUCCCUCGGCUACACCGCCCUCCGCAUCCAAUACGGCGACUGCGAGAAGCUCUUCCGGACACUUUCCGCCGCGGCGCUGCCGUCCUGCGGCAGCAUCGAGCUCACCGGCUUCGGCUUCACGGACGACCUCCGCACCGAGGUCACGCACGCGGACCUGGUCAUUUCGCACGCUGGCAGUGGGAGCAUUCUCGAUGCGCUGAGGUAUCAGAAACGGCUGGUCGUCGUGGCCAAUGGUGCGCUCAUGGAUAAUCAUCAGAAGGAGUUGGCGGAGGAGCUUGGCGGGGUGGGGUAUCUGGUUGAGGGGUUUGUGGAGUAAGUCCUGUUUCUUUGUUUAUUUAUUUGUCUGUUUCUUGUGUGGUUUUGGGAGGAAGAGGGGCUUGCUAUGCUGGAAGGGGUGUUGGGGCGAGCUGGCUGAUGGCGGCUUUUUCCGGGUAGAAAUCUUCAUGAGGCCGUUACAAAGGCGGAGGGUUUCGAGUUUAAACAUUUCCCUACUAGCGGCAGUGAGAAGUUUUGCAGUAUCCUGGAUGAGGAGGUUGGGCUUAAUCUCGAUUAAAUUAUUCGGUAUUCGCUGGAUGAGUUGGCGGUUUCUUUAAACCAGCUCACCUUUAUGUUUAUGUUAACAUCAGAUGCCCCGGCCCCAUACCACCCUCCAACUCGAUAACAAAAAGCCAAACUCAUGAUAUACUGAAAUCGAAACUACUGGGUAGGUAAUUGGGCCGUGGUUGAGAGAUAAAAGGUAUAAAUACAGUAUUAUAAGGAAUCAAAAAUGGUAUAAGAAAUAUAGAAAGAUCUCUCUGAU